AUGGUAUGCAAGACACAUAUUGUUACAUGCAGUGUCUAUGAGCUACAGUCUCCACUUCACAAAUAUCAUCAGUCUGGAGACCUCAUUAUCGGAGGCAUUGCUUCUCAGGCUCGCUUCACCGUCAAUCCAAUACGUUUUGUUGCAAAACCUCCACCAGCAUUGCUUGAAGAACUUGUCUAUGUCAAUGCAAGGAGGACAAAUCAUGCCACAAUGCUGCUUUUAUCCACACAAGAGAAAUUUGUCCCCAACUACAGAUGUGACAUCCAGAAUAAUCUAAUUGCAGUCAUUGGUGGGCUGGAUGCCGAAACCUCCUAUCAUGUGGCAACUAUCUUGGAUAUCUAUAAAGUUCCACAGCUCCUAUAUGGCUCUGCUCCAGUAAUGAAUGAUAAAACUCCAGGCCUUUCCUUCUACCAGGUAGCUCCUCAGGAAUCCCGUCAAUCUGUGGGGAUUCUCUAUUUGCUUAUGCAUUUCAAGUGGACAUGGAUUGGGGUCAUUGUAAUGGACAGCGACAAUGCAGAACAGUUUGUGCAAACUGUGCUUCCAUUGUUUUCACAGCAUGGUGUCUGCUUUGCCUUCCUGGAAAAAAUGCCCAAAUUUACUUUUGCCACUGAAGGUUAUGACAUGCUGGAACAGGGUACACAGAUACAUGAGAAAGUGAUGAGCAGCAGAGCCAAUGUAGUGCUGGCGUAUGGAGAAUCUUAUUCCAUGGCAUUUUUCUUAUGGCUUCCAUAUCUAUCAGAACUUGAAUACGAGAAAACUAAACCCAGAGGUAGAGUGUGGAUAACAACAGCCCAGCUAGAGUUCAGUUCAUUGGUAUACCAAAAGACUUGGAAUACAAAAAUAUUCCAUGGUGCUUUGGCUUUUGCAAUUCACUCAAAUGAUGAACCAAGAUUUCACCAAUUUGUUAAGAACAGAAAGCCCUCCAGCACAACAGAAGAUGGUUUUAUCAGGGACUUCUGGCAACAGGCUUUUGCCUGUGUAUUCCCAAAUCCAGAUGAUGGUGAUGCAGAGGAGGAUUACUGCUGGAGACAAGGUUAUUUCAACCACAAUGGGGAAUUAAUAGCUGAGUUUGAUAUUAUCAACUUGAUUGUCUCUUCAAACCAGUCCUUUCACAGAGUGAAAGUUGGGAGGAUGGGUCCUCAGGGUCCUCCAGAACAAGCAUUUUCCAUCACCGAGGAUGCCAUAACAUGGCACAACUGGUUUAACCAGGUCAUAUAUGGCCCCACUCCAGUGAUGAAUGAUAAAACCCCACAAAUUCCUUUCUAUCAGAUGGCACCCCAGGAAGGCCACCAGUUUGCAGGAAUUCUCUCUUUACUUCUGUAUUUCAAGUGGACAUGGAUUGGGAUCACUGUGAUGGAUAAUGAUAAUGGAGAAACUUCACCACUUUCUGAGAGGUUGUCAUUUAACAACACUGCAGGAGACACAGUUUCCUUUAACCAGAAUGGAGAGAUAAUCUGGCUUGGAUGUUAUCAACUGGAUUAUUUUCCCCAACCAAUCCUUUCACAAAACUCGCCUCUUUCUGUCUGUACUGAGAGUUGCCACCCCGGUUUUAGGAAGAAAGUGAAGGAGGGGGAGCAAUCUUGCUGCUUUGACUGCAUCCCAUGUCCAGAGGGGAAGAUUUCAAAUCAAAAGGAUACAGAUGAAUGUAAUAAAUGCUUAGAUGAAGAGUAUCCAAGCAAGAACCGGGAUGCAUGCAUUCCCAAGCGUAGAAGCUUCUUGUCUUAUGGAGAACCUUUGGGCAUCAGUUUAGUCUGCUUUUCGCUUUCAUUUACUCUGAUCGCAACUCUGGUGCUGGGUACAUUUAUGAAGCACCAUGACACUCCCAUAGUCAUUGCAAACAACAGGAGCCUCACCUACACUCUCCUCAUCUCCCUCCUGCUCUGCUUCCUUUGUGUAUUGCUAUUUAUAGGCCAACCUCAGAAGGUAACAUGUCUCCUCCGACAAACCGCUUUUGGCAUCAUCUUCUCAGUGGCUGUUUCUUGUGUAUUGGCAAAAACCAUCACUGUGGUUCUGGCUUUCAUGGCCACCAAACCUGGAUCCAGGAUGAGCAGAUGGGUGGGGAAGGAACUGGCCAACACCAUUGUCCUUUCCUGUUCCUUUGUCCAGGCAGGGAUCUGUACUGUAUGGCUAGCAACCUCUCCCCCAUUUCCAGAUUUUGACAGUCAUUCAAUGGCAGAAGAAAUUAUAAUAGAAUGUAAUGAGGGGUCUGUGACUAUGUUUUACUGUGUUGUGAGCUAUAUGGGUUUUCUGGCAAUUAUCUGUUUCACCGUUGCUUUCCUUGCCAGGAAAUUACCUGACAGCUUCAAUGAAGCCAAGUUUAUCACUUUCAGCAUGUUGGUCUUUUGCAGCGUUUGGCUGUCCUUUAUUCCAUCCUACCUCAGCACCAAGGGAAAAUACAUGGUUGCUGUAGAGAUCUUCUCUAUCUUAGCCUCCAGUGCUGGGUUGAUGGGUUGUAUCUUUUCCCCUAAAUGUUAUAUUCUUGUGUUGAGGCCUGAACUGAACAGCUUCCCGCAGUUUGGUCAGACUCAUGCUAGUCGCUUC
This is a messenger RNA of Lacerta agilis (Sand lizard), 2541 nucleotides long. Its product is annotated as extracellular calcium-sensing receptor-like. The transcript is spliced from 9 exons. Gene Ontology annotation, biological process: G protein-coupled receptor signaling pathway. The record is from RefSeq and is a predicted model, not a curated record. NCBI's taxonomy places the organism in Eukaryota, Metazoa, Chordata, Lepidosauria, Squamata, Lacertidae. Gene Ontology annotation, molecular function: G protein-coupled receptor activity. The annotation marks the transcript as partial. Gene Ontology annotation, cellular component: membrane.